AAGAGAAUGGGAAGCCCAUCUCAAGUCUCGUCGCUUGUCAUGCAACAGAGCCCCCGCAAACAUCACGAAGUCGCUCAGCUGCUCUGUAAACUCGCGUAAGAGCGACAGGACGAAUGGUUGAAAAAACCUGCUGGAGCAUCGUCAUGCACCUGGAUUGAGUUCACUGCCACAAUGACGUAGACAGGAGCUCUUUCCUCACCGAUUCCCGUCAGCAACUUUGACGCGUCGAAAGGCAGACGCUUCAUAGCCGCAAACAAGUCCUUCCAAACCACACCACAUCCACCAAAUCAGUCAAGCACAAUGGACAAGCUCAAGAAGAUCUUCAAGCACGACAAGAGCGACUCGUCGUCGUCGACCACCACCCCCUCGCACACGACGAGCGAGAGAAGCACUCCUGCCACGACCACCUCGUCCGCACCUGCUCCUCAGACCACCACCAGCAGCACCCCUGCAGCCGCCGCCACCGCCAAUACCACUGCGCCUGUCUCCAAGGGCCCUCCCGCCGGUGUCCUGCUCGAGACCAACUACGGCAACAUCACCAUCGCCCUCUACAGCGACAAGACGCCCAAGACUUGCGAGAACUUUGCAGGCCUCGCCGACGCCGGCAAGUACAACGGCGUCAUUUUCCACCGCAUCAUCCCUGGCUUCAUGCUCCAGGGCGGUGACCCCACCGGCACCGGUCGUGGUGGUGAGUCCAUCUGGGGCGGCAAGUUCGCCGACGAGUUCGACAGCUCGCUCAAGCACACUGGCGCCGGUGUCCUGUCCAUGGCCAACAGCGGCCCUGGCACAAACGGCAGUCAGUUCUUCAUCUGUCUUGCUCCCACUCCUCACCUGAACGGCAAGCACACCGUCUUCGGCCAGGUUGUCGACGGUCUCGAUGUUGUUCAGAAGAUUGGAGCCGUCAGAACUGGCGCUGGCGACAGACCCAUCGAGGAUGUUGUCAUUGUCAAGGCUCAGUCCUUCUCUGCUUGAUCUCGCAAUCCACCUUCCGUAAUUACCUAAUGACACAUUUCUUUCUAACCGAGAAUCUCUAUUCCGUGC
Messenger RNA from Aureobasidium subglaciale EXF-2481, 1041 nucleotides. RefSeq lists its product as uncharacterized. Lineage: Eukaryota; Fungi; Ascomycota; Dothideomycetes; Dothideales; Saccotheciaceae. Gene Ontology annotation, cellular component: catalytic step 2 spliceosome. The record is from RefSeq and is a predicted model, not a curated record. Gene Ontology annotation, molecular function: peptidyl-prolyl cis-trans isomerase activity. Bases 301 to 972 code for a protein of 223 amino acids. Gene Ontology annotation, biological process: protein folding; protein peptidyl-prolyl isomerization. The transcript has 2 exons.